Molecule: messenger RNA, 1695 nt
Organism: Trypanosoma rangeli
Lineage: Eukaryota; Euglenozoa; Kinetoplastea; Trypanosomatida; Trypanosomatidae
Product: putative aspartyl-tRNA synthetase
Exons: 1
Coding region: 1-1695 (564 amino acids)
Biological process (GO): aspartyl-tRNA aminoacylation
Cellular component (GO): cytoplasm; cytosol; aminoacyl-tRNA synthetase multienzyme complex
Molecular function (GO): ATP binding; RNA binding; aspartate-tRNA ligase activity
Source: RefSeq, a predicted model, not a curated record
AUGUCGGACCCCGCAAAGCCAAAGACCCCAAACAACCAGGAGAACAACGGCGGCAACGCUGUGUCCAAGAACGCAGAAAAGAAGCAGGCAAAACAGAAUGAGAAGGACGCCCGUAAGGCGGCCCGCUUAGCGGAGGAGGCCGCGCGUGCGGCGGAAAAGGCAGCUCAGCUGACGAAGUACGCCAACUUUUUUGGUACUGCCCCGUUGUUGCAGUCCACCACGUACGGCUCCAAGAAAUUUAGUGAAAUUUCUGCGCUGACCAAAGCGUCUGUGGGCACCGUUGUGACGCUUCGUGCCCGCGUUGACACGACACGCAAGAAGGGCAAGCUUGCCUUUAUGGUACUGCGCGACGGCGGGAAUUCCAUUCAAGCCAUGACGGCCGUUGCGGAGGAUGUACCAAAGGAAAUGAUUGAUUUUAUCGGGCAGAUUCCGUGCGAGUCGAUUGUGGACGUUGAGGCGACGGUGUGUGGCGUGGAACAACCCAUCACAUCCACCACGCAGCAUGAUAUUGAGCUGAAGAUCAGCAAGGUACACGUGCUGAGCGAGGCGCUGCGCGUGCUGCCGUUUACGCUGGAGGAUGCGUCACGCCGCGAGGAUGACGAGGGCAUUAAGAUUAAUUUUGACACCCGACUUGGGUGCCGCUGGCUGGAUCUCCGCACCCCAGCCUCAAACGCCAUUUUUAAAAUGCAGUCCAGGGUGCGACAGUACUUCCGUCAGUUUCUCCUGGACAAUGACUUUGUGGAGAUUCACUCGCCGAAGAUCAUCGCCGCCGCAAGUGAGGGAGGCGCCAACGUGUUCAAGGUGGACUACUUCAACCGCAACGCCUACUUGGCCCAGUCUCCGCAGCUGUACAAGCAAAUGGCUCUGCAAGGCGAUUUUAAGCGCGUUUUUGAGGUGGGCCCCGUCUUCCGCGCGGAGAACAGCAACACCCACCGUCACCUGACCGAAUUCGUUGGCUUGGACGUCGAGAUGCGGAUAAAUGAGCAUUACUACGAGGUACUUGACACCGCAGAGGAGCUCUUCUCUUACAUGUUUGCAAACCUUGCAAAGCAUACGGAGGAACUUGUCGCCAUUUGCAGGCAGUACCCGUUUGCGUCACUGUUAUGGCAGCUGACACCGGAGACGAUCAAGACUUUGGGUGUGGGCAUCAUUGAGGAUGGCGUGGAGCCAACAGAUGUCUACAAGGCGCGUGUUCGCAACAUGGGGAUGCGUAUGCUGCGCAUCAACUACCCGCACUGCAUUGAGCUCCUGAACACCGUCUUGGAGGAGAAGUUGUCUCCGACCGAUGACAUCAACACCGCCAACGAGAAGUUGCUUGGCAAGCUGGUGAAGGAGCGCUACGGUGUGGACUUCUUUAUCUCCGACCGCUUCCCCUCGGUUGCGCGGCCCUUCUACACGAUGCCGUGCUCCGACGACGAACGCUUUACGAACUCAUACGACAUGUUUAUCCGCGGUGAGGAGAUAUCGAGCGGGGCGCAGCGUAUUCACGAUUCAUCCCUCCUGCUGCAGCGCGCCAAAACACUCGGUGUCGACCUUUCGCCCAUCAGGGACUACGUGGACUCGUUUCGCCUUGGCGCAUGGCCCCACGGCGGCUUUGGUGUUGGUCUUGAGCGGGUGGUGAUGUUGUACCUGGGCCUCCACAACGUGCGCCUCGUCUCGCUCUUUCCGCGUGACCCGCAGCGUGUGACACCGUGA